Molecule: messenger RNA, 15229 nt
Organism: Hyla sarda
Lineage: Eukaryota; Metazoa; Chordata; Amphibia; Anura; Hylidae
Product: golgin subfamily B member 1-like
Exons: 29
Coding region: 152-14557 (4801 amino acids)
Cellular component (GO): Golgi apparatus
Source: RefSeq, a predicted model, not a curated record
CGUCACCACUCAGCUGUGCUGGAGCUUAUCCCAUUCCAAGAUGGCCGCCGGAGCCUAGCUGCAGCCUGGAGAGAACGGGAGCGUGUACCGGGAGCGGAGAGCCGGGGUGACGUGACACAUGGCCUUACCGUGAGGAGAGGCCUCCUACACCAUGUGGAAUUGGUAUUCUGGGGACGAGUCCCAGGCGUCAGGAGCGCCGCCUACAAACCCGAGCGCUGGCACCAUGUCAGUUGCUGACCUGACCGAACAGCUGGCGCAGACUCAGCAGCUGGUGGCACAGCUUAAGGAUCUGAUCAGAGAGAAGGACAAUGAACUGCGCAAGAAGGAUCAAGAUCUCAAGGAAGAGAAAGAAUGUUCGGAAUCCAAGGUAUCUAAAGCAAAGCUCCAAAACAAGGCCAAGAUUGCGUCCCUGACGUCUCAGCUGGAGGACCUGAAGAAGCAGGUGGCGUCCUCUGGUGGUGGUCAGGGGAAGAAACCCGAGAACAAAAAGGGUUUCGGUGAUGGCGACCAAGCAAACCGCGGCAAAAUUCUGGUAUUGAGGAAACGGGUGGAAGAAUUGGAGGCACAAUUAAGCCUUAAGAAUGAAGAGCUCCAGAAAAAGGAGGGGGAACUGGAGGCUCAGCGGCUGCGCGGCUCAGAACUGGACGUCAUUAUCGCGGCAAAGGAAGAGAAAUUGGCUAAAAAAGAGGAAUAUAUUAAACAUCUGCAGGCGUCCGCUUCAUCAGAUGUCCCAGAAGAGGCGACGACCGCCGUACCGGUUACUAAGGUAACAGCAAAUGAUUCAGUCCAGGACCUUCAGGUGUUAAUCCAGAAUCUUACCAGGAAAGUUGAAGAAAGUGAGGAGAAGUACAGUCUACUCCAUGAGCAGACCGAGAGCCUGAAAGCCUUUCUGAACAAAGAGAAGAGCAGUUUCCAGGAGAAGGAAGCCAUGUAUAUGGAAAAUAUACGGGUGUAUCAGAACAUGAUUUUAGAAAAAGACAAAGAGAUGAAGUUGCUGUCAGAGAAACACGACCAGGAGCUCUUCAAAAUCGCCGCCAAGUCCGAUUCCACGGCUGAACUUCAUCAGCUACUCAAGGCCCUGAAGCAGAAACUUCACGAGGAUGAAGAGGUAUUAUCGGGAAAGAAUCAAGUCAUUGAUGUUUUACAGAAGGAGCUGGAUAAUAAGGAUCAGCAGAUCACUGAAAUGGCUGAGAAAUCCAGGCUGCUCCAGUCUGAAAAACAGAACCUGCAGUCUAAGCUGGAUGCGGAGAAGCAUGUAAUGAGAGCGCAGCUCAAAGACAUGAUGGGGAAACACGAGACGGAAAUGCAAGCGCUCAAUCUCCGGCACAGCGCGGCGCUGCAGGAAAUUAAAGAGAAACAUCAGGGGGAAAUGCAAGAGAACUAUCAGACUAUACAGCAGCUUCAGAACCAGCUUCAAGGCCUGGCCAGCCCAGGAGACGCCAAAGACGGAUCUGCCGCGGCGGUAAACUCUGCGGUUAUCAAAUUACAAGAUGAAGUAAAGUUGAAGAAAGAAGAGGCAAGUAAAUCCGACGCAAAAUUGCUUAAAAUGAAGGCAUGGUCAAAAUCCCGAAUCAGGCAGUUGGAAGAAGAACUAAAAAUUUCGGAAGCAAAGAACCGGGAGCUGUCUGCGUUAACUGCGCUCGUCGGUGAACUGGAGGACGAGAAGAAAGCUUUGGAGAUGAAGCUGGAGUCUUUGACGGAUUUGCAGUCUAUUAACGAGCAACUUCUGACCAAGCUUGUGGUGUAUGAAGAGCAGCAAAGGAUCCUACAGGCAGAUCUGGAGCAGGUUACAAAAAGAGCUGACUCCCAGACAAGCGAGUCGGGCAGCGCGGAUGAGCUGCAGAACCCUCUGGAAUGGAGCGGGAUGAGCCAAGAGACCGACGUAACCCCGGACCAGGAGAGAGAUAACACAUCUGUUAUGGGCCUGAGGAUCGCUCAGAUAGAAGAGGAAAGAGAAGCCAUGGACUCAAGGCAGGUGGAACUGGAGGAGGAGCUGAGCGCAGCUCGAGGACAGGGGAAACUGAGGACGGCGCAGAGGAAAGGCAGCAGAGGAUCCGCCAAAUUGCAGGAUGAAUUCAACUUCAGGGACAAGAACUUUGAAGAGCAAAACCUAGCCACAGAAAGAGGCGAAAUAGAAGAGGGCGAGAACAUGGGAGGUUGGUGGCCUGAAUACGGUUCUCCAAACUCAGGAUUGGGCUUGAGAGCAGUGGUGGAAGAGCUGGAGAUGGAGAGAAAUCAGCUGCAGGAACAGAUCAUGAACCUAGAAGAGCGAUGCCAGGAGCUGGAGGACAGGCUACAGCUGCAGCUCCGCAUUGAAUCCCUGCAGAGUGAAAACGAGCGCUUCCAAACCCAGUUGGCCCAGAUUCGCCAGCAGCAGAGCCAAGAGGCUGAAAAACUCCAUGACCUCAUUUCAACCUUGAACGAUCAACUCAAAGGCUUGACAAACCGGAAUGCGUUUCUUGAAAGUGCGAUUGUGGAAAAGGAGCAGAAUGUCCUGGAUGUAACCGAGAAGCUGAAUAAGAUGAACAGGGUCUCCAAAACCCUACAGGAGAAGGAGGCGCUGAACAAAGAUCUUCUUGAGAAACUAGAUCAGUAUGAACAUCAGCUCGAAGAAGUCACAAGGAGACAACAGGCGUCGGAGUCUGAGAACUCGGCAUUAAAAAUGGCCAACGCUGAGCUCACUGAGAAGGUGUCCGCGUUUAAAGACAGGGUAUCGGUGCAAGAUUUAUCUUUGGAAAAACUCCAAGUUGACCUUGAUCAGACAAAUGACGAACUGGAUCGACUUAACACAAGUCAUCUAGAAAAGCAAUCGCAACUUCUUCACGACUUGCAGAGAUGUGAGAGGGAGAUAGACGGUCUUAAAGAUCUCUUACAAGAAAAGGACAGAGAAAUGUCCUCUCUCUCAGCAAGCCUGACUGAAUAUUCUGAGCAAGUUACCGUCUUGAAGGAGACCAUUGAUUUUAAAGAAGAGCAGAUGAGCGAGAUGUCCAACGCUCUGGUAAAAAUGGAGAGAGAGCUUCACCAUUUGAGAGAAGCGCAAACCUUGGACGUCCAGGAAAGCAGCAGCAAGAUCUUGUCUCUGUCUGAUCAACUAAGUGAAGUGGAGUCAGAGUUAAAUAAAGCAAAACAGCUCAAUGAGAGUAAAAUGAAAGAAGCCGAAGAGCUGAUGAGGCAGCUAAAUGAGAAUGACAAAACAAUCAAGAGCCUUCGUCUUGAGAUCCAAACGCAGGCAGUAACGCACAAUAAUCACCUUACGGAAUGUUCUGCACAGAUUGCAAACCUUAAAGAACAGAUGAACGCAUCUGUUGCUAAAGUUGAUGAGACAGAAAUUAAGCACAUACAGGAAGUCGAGAGCUUAAAAUUACAGAUAGAGACCGAUCACUCAGAAAAAGAGAGACUUACAGUAUUGUUGGAAGAGAAGAGCACUCGGGAAGAGAGUUUUCAUAAUGAGCUGAAAUCCACGAAAGAACAAUACAACAAAUUAGUUUCAGAGUUGUCGAAAAAAGAUGAAGAAAUAAAGGAGCUAUUAAAUCUCCUCUCGGAGCAGAAGGGACAAUCCGGUGAAGAGUUGAUAAGGAAGCAGGAGGAAUUGUCAUCUUUGCAGCUAAAUCUUGUAAUAUUGGCACAGAGUAAGGAGGAACUGGUGAAGAACCUGCAAGAAAAGACAGAAGAAUUUCAGAAGGAAAUAAAUGCAAAAACAGAAGUCAUAAGUAAACUGCAUUCAGAAGCAGAAGCACUCCGUGGGCAAACCAAAGGCUUAGAGACAUCUCUGGCAGAUAAAGAGACUGUUCUGAAGACUGUGAUGAAUUCUGUUGAGGAACUUGAAAGAAAAAUUCAUAGCUUGGAGGACCAAAAUAGGCAAGUUUCCAAAGAAAAGGAAAGUUUACUGUCACAGGUUAGCCAAAAAGAAUCUGAAAUAUCUGCUAUGACCCAGACCCUGCAAGAUAUCCAGAAAAAGUUCUCUGAGAAAGAACAGGAGCUCUCAGAUCUCCAGAAUAUGACAACCAGCCUUGUACGUGAGAAGGAAGAUCUUCAGAAGGAAAUUGAGUUAAUUUCUGCCCAGAAUUUUCAGAAUAAAAAUACAACCGCUGCUGAGGUAGAAGAGAAGGCUAAAGAGUGUCUCAACCUUGAGAAUCGAUUGCGUAAAGAGCAAGAAGCUGCGCUUAAGUUACAGACUCAGAUUCGGUCUUUAAAACAGAACGUGAAGGAAUCCAGGGCUGUUGCGCAGCAAAAAGAGGAGGCACUAAAAGCCAAGACUUCGGACUAUGAUACGGCAUAUGAACGGUUAAAGCAAAACGAAAAGAAAAACAUGGCAUUGGAAAAACAAGUAGAAGAGUUAAGUCAUAUGGUCGAAAGUAAAAAUCAGGUCCUUGAGGAGAAAGACACACUCCUCACUACACAGUCUGUUCAGAUUGAGGAAAUAAGAAAGAACCUAGAUAGGCUACAGAGUGAGGAACAGGCACUAAGAGAGGUCAACAAAAAAGUCACAGAGAAUGAAGAAAAAUUGAAUAUGGCUUUUGGCAAACUACAGCAGGAUUUAGAUUUAAAAGUUGUGGAAAAUGCAAAAAUUAUGGAGGAGGUAGAAGCUGGUAGAAAGGAAAUUGAUAGGUUAACUCUCGAAAAAGAGUCCUGCAUGUUGUCUAUAUCAGAUUUAGAAGCUCAACAGAACACACUCCGGUUGCAGAGUCAGUCAACGGCAGAUUCCUUAAAUCAACAAUUAAACGUGAUCAAGAUGGAAAAGGAAAAACUGAAUUCUGACAUUGAAAUGCUAAAAACCACGUUGUCCAACAAAUCAGAAGAGGUCAGUGUUCUGAGCUCUCAUUCCUCACAACAAGGCCAUACUAUUUUGUCUUUGAAGGAUCAGAUUGAUUUACUACAAAUAGAGAAAGGGGAUCUGCUCCGUAGUAUUGAAGAGAAGGAUGCUCUUCUUCUCCAAAAGGAGGAACUUAUCCAGCAAACAGAGAAGAAGUUAGAAGGUGAAGGACACUAUCUGCAAACUAUUUCUGCCCUUCAAAAUGAACUGCAAAGCUCAGUUUCGGACUGUACUCAACGGCAGCAAAGAAUAGUUGACCAGGAACAAGAGCUCCAAAAGUUGAGUCACCAAAUGCAGUUACUAAAAAACAAGAGUGAGGAAGCAGAAUUAUUAAAAAUUCAAUUAGCCGAACAUGUUAAGAUCAUUUCAGAACUCCACUCUCAGCUCAAAAACCUGAAGGACACUGUAGGGGGACUGAAUAGGGCUUUAGCAGAAAAAGAUGAAUGUCUGAAGGAGAAGGUGGACAGCUACGCGAAUGUGAAGGCCCAGUUGUCUGAACUUCAAGACACUUUAGACGAGCAAAGAAAGGCAACUGAAACAUUGCUGCAGGAUAACACUCAAUUUAAGGCAGCUGUAUCAGAAAAAGAUUUGACCAUUAAGAACUCUUUGUCGGACAUUGAGGAACUAAAGGAGAAAUUUCGAACUAAGGAGGAGCAGUGUGAUAUGUUGAUAAAACAGGUGACUGCUUUAGAGGAGACUAACACAAAGCAGCUCACUGAUGUAAGCAAGUUGUCUGCUUCCUUGGAAGCGCAAGAAACUUUACAUCGUGGAAAGGAGGAAACCCUAAAUGCCGAAUUGGAGCAAAUCAGAAAUGUAAGUUCUGCUCUUCAGAAAACUGUGGAUGAACUUAGCAGUAAGGUUAAAUUUCUUGAACAGUCAGUCUCCGAAAAAGAUAACGCUGUGCAAAAUCUACAGGAGAAACAUGCUUCUUUGUAUGAGCAAAAGCAGGAGCUGGUGGAGUCAAAUAUCCAUAAGGAGGCCGAGAUUUCCAAACUUCUAAAUUCGGCAAGUGAAAAGGAUGCUAGGCUUCAAAUGUUGGAAAGCAACAUUCAGGCUUUUGCCAGUGAGGUUAAUCUAUUACGUGAAGAACUAGACAAAGGUAGUUCUAAUGUCAAAAACAUAUCUGAGGCGUUAAAGCUAAAAGACGAUAUUAUAUCUCAACAUCAAAAAGCCGAAGAAGGGUUAAGAUCUGAACUACAGUCUGUAAAAGUGGAGUACCAGGAGACUACUACCCAACAGCAAGCAUUGCUUCUGGAAAGAGACGAGGCCCGAGCCCUGGUUCAGACCCUACAGGACAAAUGUACUUCACAGAGUCAGUCUAUUGAUAAUCUGAAGCAAGACAUAGACAACUUAAAUACAAGAUUAUUGCAAGACCAACAAACUGUUGCACAUGAUAUACUACAGAUAAACCAACAACUAGAGAGAGAAGUUCAAGAAAAAUUGCAACUAGAAAAAAUUUUGCAAAUAUUACAAAUGGAACGAGAGUCCUCCUUGGCCAUGUUGCAGAAUGAGUUGACUGACAAAAACGCAGUUAUAGGAAAUCUUGAGCGACAAGUACAGGAAGCAGAAGCACGUGUUUCUUCUGGAGCAGAAAGCCUUAAUCUGUUGCGAGCCGAGACUGCAGAUCUUCAGAAAACUGUGACUGAACUUAGUAAUAAAGUUAAAGCUCUUGAGGAAUCUGUCUUGGAGAAAGAAAACACUGUGCAAAAUCUACAGGAGAAAUAUGCUUCUCUGUAUGAGCAAAAGCAGGAGUUGGCAGACUCUAAUAGCCGUAAGGAGGCCGAUAUUUCCAAACUUCUAAGUUCGGCAAGUGAAAAGGAUGCUAGGCUUCAAAUGUUGGAAAGCAACGUUCAGGCUUUUGCCAGUGAGGUUAAUCUUCUACGUGGAGAACUAGACAAAGGUAGUUCUAAUGUCAAAAACAUAUCUGAGGCGUUGAAACUUAAAGACGAUAUUAUAUCUCAAUGUCAAAAGGCAGAAGAAAUUUUAAGAAUGGAACUACAUUCUGUGAAAGUAGAGUAUCAGGAGACUUCUACCCAACUGCAAACAUUGAUUCGGGAAAGAGAAGAGUCUCAAGCACUCGUUCAGACCCUACAGGAUAAAUGUCAGCAUAUUGAAAAUCUGAAGCAAGACGCGGACAACUUAAAUUCAAGAUUAUUGCAAGACCAGCAUACUUCUGCACUUGACAAACAACACAUAAGCCAACAAUUAGAAUCAUCAAUUCAAGAAAAAUUGGAGCUUGAAAAAUGUUUGCAAUCCUUACAAGUAGACCGAGACUCUUCCUUGGCCACAUUGCAGAAUGAGUUGGUUGAUAAAAACACAGUUAUAGUAAAUCUUGAACGUCAAAUACAAGAAGCAGAAGAACGUGUUUCUUCUGUUGCAGAAAGCCUGAACGUGUUGCAAGUCACGAAUUCUGAUCUUCAGAAGCAGGUUAGUGCCCAAGCUGAGGAAAACUAUGCUUUGAAAGUACAUAUAGAAAACCUAAAGCUUAAUCUUAGUGAACUGCAGCAACAAUCAGAAAAAGAGGUUAUGCAAGUAAAUGAGGAAAAUGGGAAACUUAGAGAAGAGAAUGACAGUUUAGGCAAGGACAUUAAAGUAAAGGAGGAAGCACUACAAAGUUUGCUUAAAGACUUGAAUUUUGUUGAUAAUCGGUUAUGUGCUUUGUGUGAUGAGAAUUACUCAGAAUGUGAGAAACUUGAACAACAGUAUGGUUACAGAAGUAAGUUAGAGAAGUUUUCAAUGAUGCUAUGUGUGGCAUCGGACUACAAGUCAAGAGUAGCAGAGUUAAAGGAAGAACUUCAGGGAAAAGACAGAGAAAUCGAACAGAAGACUCAGUCUAUUCUCUUGUUGGAAAAAGAGAGAGACCUUCUGCUUGAUGGGUUACAAAAGGUCAAAGAACAAAGCAUAGGUAAUGAAUCAUUAAUGGAAGAACUUAAAAAUGCUAAGGCUACAACUUCUCAUGUCCAAAGCAUCUUACAAGAAAAAGAGAAUGUUAUCAUUGAAUUGAACACACGUAUGUUAGUUCUUCAAGAAGAAAUACGGAUAUCCAAAGAAGAGCUUGAGAACACCAAUACAUUGCUGAAUGAAGAAAAAACUAAGAUUGUAGAGCUUAUAGAAGAUGUUAAUAAGAAAAAUGUGCUUGCCCAAGACCUCCAUGUACAGGUUAGUCAGCAGAAAGAGUUAAUAUCUACUCUCAGUGAUCAAAUAAAAGAAAAAGACGCUUCUCUGAUGCAGGUUAUGGAAGCUAUGUCAAGCGAAAUGGUAAAAUUUACGGAUGAAAAAAAUGUCUUGAGCGUAGAACUUAAGAAUUUACAGUCUGAUAAAAGUUAUUUUCUGUCACAAAUCUCUGAACUAACUGAAAAAUUUGAGGCUUGUGAGAAGAAAUUACAGCAAUCUGAACAGGUCCUGGCUGAUAAGGAACUCUAUUUAAGCAAGUUGGUCAGUGAGAAAGAUCUCCAGUCAGAGAAAUUCAGUAAAGAAAGGGAGAACUUAAAGAGGAAACUUCAGGCCGCGUUAGUUAUAAGGAAAGAUUUAAUGCAAAAAAUUGAGAAACUUGAACAAAGUAAACAAGACGAGUUAAGAGGAGAACAGAUGAAAAUGUCUGAACUUGAAGGAACUGUGGAAGAAUUGAAUGGGAAAUUAGAAGCUAUAAGGAUGGAGAACGAAGAUCUGCAGGCUCAGGGACAGCUGGCUAAGCAAGAAUUACUGAAGAAGGAUGCAAAAAUAAGUGAACUUUUGAGUGCUCUAUCUGAAAAGGAACAACACCUUGUACAGCUCCAGAAUAAUGUCUCUGAACUGCAGCAAAGCUUCUCAGAGAAAGACAACAUGUGCCAGGAAUAUUUAAGAACCAUUCAAGAAAAAGAACAGAAUCUACACCAGACAAAAUAUGCUCUCAAAGACAAACUAAAGAGUCUAGAAGAAGAAAAUAUACACUUGUUGGAAAAUCUUGAAAACUUAAAAAUAUGCCUUGAAAAAGUUAAAGGCCAAACAAGCUCACAAAUGUCCCCUGAAGCAACAUCAAGUGUUGAUCCAGAUUCUACUUCUGCCGAGGCUUCAUUUUCACACGCGGAAAAUUCUAUCGUUCAUAAUAAUGUUCAUGCGUCACUUUUAUGCAGCCAAGGGAAUUCUGAGAGUAAAGAAAAACAUGGCGGCAUUUUGCAAAGCCUUAAUAAAAGCAUUAAAGAGUUUGAGCUGCUACAGAAAGCACAUUUAGACUUACAACAUUCGUACAAUGCUAAAUUCACAGAGUGUGAACGAGAAAAAGAACAAGUGCAUACUCUGCAACAGCAAGUUCAGGCACAGCAGGAACUGCUGUUCCAGAAAGAAACUGAGCUGAAUAAUAAAGAGUUGGAAGUGGAAGAUCAUAAAAAGAGGAUUGAAGAGGUUUCACACAGGCUACAGGAAUUAAAGGCUCACGAAAAGGCUGCUUCUGAGUUGACCAUGGGUAUCCAUGAGAAGGAUGCAGAGCUUCUGAGAGUAAACUCCGAACACACGCAGUUAUUAAAUGAAAUGCAGAUAUUGAAAGCAGAGGUAGACAAAUUGUCCAGGGACAUUCAACAGCAUCAAGAGCAAACUCACUUUCUGACUAGUUUAGUGUCUUCUAAGUCUGUAGAGUUAGAGCAUUGUGAAAUUAAAGUUACUUCCCUUCAGAAAGAGUUGGAUGUGGCUCAUAUGAUGAUUGAAAGUAACCGAAUGACCAUUCAGCAGUUAACCAGUGAAAGAGAUUCCCACUUAGAAACUUGCCAGGUCAACCAGUCAGAAAUUUCCACGCUGAAGCAUAGUCUGGAGCUAAAAGUUGUUGAGUUAUUAGAAAAAGAUAAAGAAGUGGCCGCAUCUAAUGAUUCCCUUCACUUGAACUUAAAAAUCUAUGAAGAAGAUAUGGAAAGAAUGCGUUGUCGAUUAAAAGAACAUCAAGAAGAAUCAAAUACACUGAAAAGUGAUUAUAAGCAGGUCAAAGAAGAGCUGGAAGAAGCUAUGUCAAAAUUAGAAAAAGCUAAAAUUGAAGUAUUGGAUUUGAGAGCAAAAUUAACAGUCUCUAAUAAAGAUGGAAUAUUGAUGGUGCAGUCUAGUAUUCAACCUUUGCACAGCCCUGGUCUUAGCCCGGAGUUUUCUAAAACAAAAUCUACUUUUAAUAAUCUUCAAGAAGAAGGCUGCAAUGGCCAACCGAUGUGUGAAACGUGUUCUAAGAAACAGGCCAUUAUUGGGGAUCUUGAGAAACAGAUUAUCAGCACCAACAAGAUCAAUGAGGACCACCAGAGGAAACUUUCAGAAGAAAGCAGUUCUAAAGAGCAACUUCAGAGAAAGCUGCAGGCAGCCUUGGUGUCGCGUAAGGAUUUGCUCAAGGAAAAUAAAACGCUUAAACAAAACAUUCAAUCCUUAACUCGGGAAACAGAAGAACUUAACCGUUCACUUUCCGAAAUUCAGGAAAAGCAGCUCUCUGAGAUUUCGUUACUCACAGAGCAGAAUAAUGAUCUCAUGUCUAAGAAAGAACGCCUUUCACUGGUCAAUGAAAAUCUUUCGGCGGCUUGUGAAAGCUUGAAAUCUACAAUGGAAUCUAUUGUCCAAGAAAAAGAAGCAUUUUCUUUCCAGUUGAACUCUUUAACAGAUUCCCAGACAGUUGAAUUGACCGGAUGGAAAGCUAAGCAUGGCGAAUUAAACAAAGAAUAUGAGUCCCUUCUUCAAGCGUAUGAAAACAUUAGCGAUGAAAUUGAUAAGAUGCGACAUGUCAUAGACAUAACAAAGAAAGAAAAAAAUGAGGUAGUGAUGAAAUAUCAUGACCUUCAGAGCGAAAAUCAAGGGCUGGUAAGACAAAUUGAGGAGAGCGAUGCAGAGAUGGACAAACUUAGAACAACUCUGGAGUCCAAAGAGAUUGAAAUGAAAAAAUUUAAAUUAGAAAAUGAGCGGCUUCUUGAUACAGUGGAGAAAACGUCUCUCGUUGAUGAACUAUCCCAACAAAAUGGGAAACUGACAGAAGAAAAUAAACGUUUAAGAGAAAUAUGUGAGAACUUGAAGACCUCUCUGGAUAGUAAAGAAAAGGAAAAUAAUAGUAUUUCCGUCAUUAAAACAGCUCUGGACAAGUUACAAAUGGACAUGAACAUGUAUAGAUCCGACGUGGAGGUGAAAAUGUCUGAGCUGAGUACUGAGAACGAGACACUGGCCAAAACUGUUACAGAGUUGGAAACUAGAGUACAAGACACUGAGCAAAGCUUGGAAAAGAACGAAGUAGAAAAACUUAGUAUUCUAGAGACGCUAAACAGCACUGACCAGCUGUUAAAACAAGAAAAUACCACUGUUCAGAAAUUGGAGGCUGACCUAAGUAACAUGGAACUCGAUAAGAUGAAGUUGAAUGAGAAAGUAAGAAUUCUAGAGGCCGACAAGGUCAUUCUUCUAGAGGAGAUUGAAAGUAUACAGGAGCAGUUUUGUAAAGUGAAAAAUGAGAGGGAGAAUUUGGAGAUGGAAUUACUUAAAGUUGUAAAAAACAACAGCUUGCUAUCUGACAAAUUUAAGUCGCUCCAGGCACAAACCCAUACUCUAAGUCAGCAGGUAGAGUCUCUCAGGGCAGAGAAAAACAGUAUCGUUCGUGAAAAAGAAGAACAUCAGCUACAGGUUCUACGGGAUCUAGAACAAAGGAUUAAAUAUGCUCAAGAUGACAGCAGAGGAACCAAAACCAAAUCCAAAGAAUUACAAGAACUGCUCAAGGAGAAGCAACAGGAGAUUAACCAGCUUCAGCGUGAUUCCAUAAGAUUUCAAGAGCUCCUAUUAGACCUUGAAGGGGCCCUAAAAGAGUCAAAUAACCAGAAUGACAUGAUUAAAAAAGAACUUGACUGCACAUCUGCCCAGCUCACCCAAGCCAGAAGUAAUAUAUCAAUUCUGGAUAAAGAACUUUCAAACUUAAGGGGGGGUAAGAAGCAAGUAGACAAAAAGCACUUGCUGUCUUCUGAAAACUUAGUUAACAAAGAGUCAAACAAUAAGUUCUCUAAGCCAAAUGUAAGAAAUGGUAUAGACAGAAAUGAACUUGAAAUUGGAUUAAGUUAUGAACCCAAAGAAACUGUUCUACAAAAUAUGGCAUUAGAAAAGUGGCCUCUUCCGGAGGUGACGGAUGUUGAGUUGAAGGCAUUAAAGGACAUAAUCACAGAAAAUGAGCAGGAGAUCCAAAAGCUUAAACUAGAAGGCGAAAAAGUUAGAAUCGAUAUACAGAAACAGGUCACUAUGUCUCAGCAUAUGAAACAAAUCAUUGACAACAAAGAUAAGGAGAUCUCUAUGUUAAUAUCCUCCAAAGAUGGUGAAAUAUCCAGCUACCUGGAACAAAUACAAAGUCAGUAUCGUAAGCAAGCAGAAGAUUACGAGCACCGAUUGUCCUCUGUUGAAGCAGAAAAGGCUAAGUCCGUUUUGGAGUGUCGAAGGGUUGAAAAAGAAUAUGAAACCCUUAAAUUAAAGUAUGAAAAAGCCGAAAAGGAAAAGGCUUCGAUAGCUAAUGAGAUUGAGGCCUUUAGGAAGUCAAUAUCUUCACUGCAAACUGAUCGAGAUCAACUCAGUUCCGAUCUGCAAACUAUCAGUCAACGCAAUGAACGUGUCCUAAGCCAAAAAGACAACAUCAUUGUUUCUGCUGUCGAUGAAAACAGUAACCUUAAAGAAGAACUUAGGAAGGCUUUAAAUAAAGUUGAUGACCUUAAUGCUGAAAAUGCCAUGCUGGCAGCACAGCUCAUUCGCUAUAGGGAAGAUCUGAACCAAGUGCUUUCUCUGAAAGAUGAACAAUUAAAGGAAUUACUGAAACAGAAGCUGGAGCUGAUUAAAAAUCUUGAGCAACAGAAGUGUGAUCUUGAGAAGACGUGUAGGGAUAUGCAGAGCACCAUUGAGACCCUGCAAAACUCGGCUGAGACUUUAGAAGUGGAGAACCAGAAAUUAACGUCAAAAGUUAAAGAUCAAGAGGGUCUUAUAGCUGCCAUCAACAAAGAAAAGCUACUUGAAGAAUCCAGGAAGAAGUAUAAGGAUGAUCAGGUGAAAUCUGACUUGGAUCUGAUAGAUUUUGAACAAAAUGAUGAUCAGUGGGCUAGUGAAAAUGAUAAGGCAGAUGAAAACGCUAGUGAAGCCUAUUGGGGACUUUUCCAUGAGAAUAAGCAGCUGAAGGCUCAAAAUGAGUCUUUCGGGAAAGCAAUGGCAGCCCUACAGGACAAUCGAGAUUCCUUGAUCGAUGAUUUUAAAGAGUUGCAAUGGCGAUAUGCAUCUGAGCUGAAAGCUGAGAAGAUCCGAGGAGAUGACCUUGAAAGUCAACUAAGAAACUUUAAAUCCCAGAUCUACGUUAUUCUCAAAAACAACACCCUCCUUAGUGAACAUCUUGCCACGGAAGACCAGAUCACUGUGGACCAUCUGGCUGCUGCAAUAGACUCUUUGUGCAAUUCCCUAACAAACAAAGGUUUGGAGGUCACCAGCCUCUCUUCCGAGUGCGCCACUUACGCUCAGCAGAUGGAUGCUUUCUCCAAAGCUAUGGCAAGCUUACAGCAUGAUCGAGAGAGAUUACUCCAGAUGCUAAAAGAAGGAACUGUAGUUAAGAAGUCUAAACAAGACGAUACUUCUGUUAAAGAGGUCAUCACAGAGCAUGAACUUAACAUGAAUCUCUUACAGCCAGAUAAGUUAACACAGGUGACGGAACUAAUCAAUAAUUCAACAUCGGAAUCUCAAAAACUGAGGACGAGGAUUCAGGAGUUGGAGAGGCUACUGCUAGAGGCCAAGUCUGUGCAAGACAAACUGGAGAAAGAGAUUACUGGAUACCAGUACGAGCUAUCCGAGCUUAGGGUCGAAAAGAAUGUCCUUGUGGCUGAAGCAGAAGCUGUUCGGCACCAGUUCGGCACGGUCAUUGCCGAGAAAGACCGUCAGAUUGUAGAGCUCCAGAAGAUCCAAGAACCUGCACGGCAGAAUGAUAAGAUGCACAAGGAGAAGGGUGUGGAGAGAAUGGCUCUGGCGGGGAGCCCCGCAGCCACCGGGAAAGGAAACCUGGCUUUGGAAGAUAAAGAACAGACAAAGAAUGAAAUGCAGCGAUACCUACAUGAAAUACGACAGCGAGACCUGAUAAUACAGCAGCUGAAUACGAAGGCCAUGGAGUCCGUGGAGGUGAACAGCGUUUUGUCUUCUCAGCUCAAGAGUGUAUCGCAGGGAUUGAAAGAUACGCAGAUGAGAUACACCGACCUGCAGAAUCAGUAUUACAAGCUCCAAAGAGACCUUCCGAUCACUCGGGUCACAAACCAGAAUGACACCUUGACUGAAGUUCCCCCCGGAGCUCCCCAGGAGAGGGCAAAUGUCCUGGUGGAAAUAGACAACGCUGAGCUGGCUGAACUGAGAAGAAGACUUGCACAGGCCGAACUUCGUCGUGAUGCUACACAACAAGAACUCGCUGCGUUGUCUGACAGGUUGGCGGAGGAGAAGGCCCAGAGGGAGGCUGCGGAGGAGGCGCUGCAGCUCACAGAACAACACAAUAAGAGGCUCGAAACAAAGUCAUCUUCCGGGGACUACGAGUUCUCUCUCCAGAUGGAGUCAGACGACGAGCGGGAAGCCUUAAUUAUUGAUCCUACUCAGAAUGUCGCUCUGCGAACGAUCAAGAGCUGUAAUGUGGCCGUACGGAGGUGGCUGCACGGUCGGAGUCUUUACUGCUCGAAGCUGCUGACCACCCGAUCGAAAUCUCGCUACCUGUUCCUCACCUACCUGUUAGGACUUCACGUCCUCAUCUUAAUGUGCCUGACCGGAGCGCUAUAGCACAGGAGACGUCUCUGCGCAGAUGUACUUUUUUUCUGUUAACUCUUAAAAUACUUUGUUUGGAGAGAGAAAAAAAAAAAGAGAAAAACGGGAAGCAAAGAAGAAUCGGCAAAUGGACACCUUGUAAAUGGCCGGAGCCAUGGGCAACGUGGAAGCAUUGUAUGGACAUCGGGAACUGAUGAGAGGUGGAAGAGGCCAGACGGUAGGGCGUUACUGUACAGCAGUCGUAAAGUGAGGUCCUCCGGUCUUGAAAACCGGACCAUAGAUAUAGUAUAUAUAAUGGUACGUACAGACCAGCCCACCGGAGAUGAAUAAUGGCCGAAACCUCCCAUUCAUGCCGCCCUUAGAGUCGUAAAUCUAUGUACAGUCAUUUAGGAAUCCUACUACUGAGACUGGAAAGAUACAGCUAAAUUAUGGCGAUCCUAAACCAGUGUUUCCCAACCAGUGUGCCUCCAGCUGUUUCAAAACUACAACUCUCAGCAUGCCCGGACAGCCGAAGGCUGUCCGGGCAUGCUGGGAGUUGUAGUUUUGCAGCAGCUGGAGGCGGACUGGUUAGGAAACACUGGCAUAAACUAUGAAAGCACAGUUGGGUGUUGCCCGAGCAUCUUGGAUCUGUCAGGAGUAUAGAUGAGCAAACUUACAGUAAAUUCGAUUCGUCACGAACUUCUCGGC